Molecule: messenger RNA, 954 nt
Organism: Hippopotamus amphibius kiboko
Lineage: Eukaryota; Metazoa; Chordata; Mammalia; Artiodactyla; Hippopotamidae
Product: olfactory receptor 2D2
Exons: 1
Coding region: 1-954 (317 amino acids)
Biological process (GO): G protein-coupled receptor signaling pathway
Cellular component (GO): membrane
Molecular function (GO): G protein-coupled receptor activity; olfactory receptor activity
Source: RefSeq, a predicted model, not a curated record
AUGAGACAGACAAAUCAGACGCAGGUGACAGAAUUCCUCCUUCUGGGACUUUCUGAUGACCAACACACCCAGCAGCUGCUUUUCUUCUUAUUUCUGGGUGUCUACCUGGUCACUGUGCUUGGAAAUCUGCUUCUCAUGUUCCUUAUUAGGGUUGACUCCCGGCUUCACACACCCAUGUAUUUUUUUCUCUGCAAUUUAUCUCUGGCUGACCUCUGUUUCUCUACCAACAUCGUUCCUCAGGCCCUAGUCCACCUGCUAUCCAGGAAGAAAGUGAUUUCCUUCUCACGUUGUGCAGCUCAGCUUCUACUCUUCCUCAUUUUUGGGUGUACACAGUGUGCCCUUUUGGGGGUGAUGUCCUAUGAUCGGUAUGUGGCUCUCUGCAACCCUUUGCAUUACCCCAGCAUCGUGACUUGGAGGGUGUGUGUCCAGCUGGCUGCAGGAGCAUGGUCCAGCGGCAUCCUGGUGUCUGUGGUGGACACCACCUUCACACUAAGGCUACCCUACCGAGGCAGCAAUAAUAUUGCUCAUUUCUUUUGUGAGGCCCCUGCACUGUUGAUCCUGGCAUCCACAGACACCCGCACUUCAGAGUUGGCCAUUUUCCUCAUGGGGGUUGUGAUUCUCCUCCUACCUGUGUCUCUGAUUCUGCUGUCCUAUGGCCGCAUCAUAGUGACUGUGGUCAGGAUGAGGUCAGCUGCGGGCAGGCUCAAGGCAUUCUCUACCUGUGGCUCCCACCUCAUGGUGGUCAUCCUUUUUUAUGGGUUAGGAAUUGUCACCUAUAUGACACCAAAGUCUUCCAAGGAACAGGAAAAGCUGGUAUCUGUGUUCUAUGCAGUGGUGACCCCCAUGCUUAAUCCCCUCAUCUACAGCCUGAGGAACAAGGAUGUGAAGGGAGCUCUGAGAAAAGUAGUCACAAGGAAUCUCCCAUGCAGACUUGGAAUUUUCCACCGACCGUGA